AAAAAAAAAAGUACAUCUCCCUCCGGUCAAUCCGUCUUCUUCUACUCCUUGUCGUCACUCGUCAGUUUCUCUUUCUUCUCGCCGGAGAGAAAUCAAAGUCAGAAUCAAUUUCGAAAUCUCAACCCGAAAAUGGAUCAGAUCGAGUCCGUGGAGUACAAUGCCUUGGAAACCGCCAACGGAAACUCUCACACCGACUACGGAUGGAAGAAAGUAGUCUACCCGAAACGCAACCGGAAGCAGAAACCGGCGGAUCAUACGACGGCGAACGGUACCCACUUUCCCAACGGUGCAUUAUCUAACGGAGACAAUGUCUUCCGCUCCUUCGAGGAGCAAGCCGAAGAUCGCCGUCGACGGAUCCUCGCCGCGAAGAAGGCCGCCGACGCCGCGGACGAUUCCGAUCUGACGAGAUCUAAACGCCGAUCCAACGGUUACGGCGACGAUGGGUAUGGUUUCGACGACAGCGAGGGUGAGAUCGGUGCUGGGAAGGAGAAUGCGAAGGUGGAGGUAGCUAAGAAACCCAAGGUUAAGAAGGAGAAGAAGCCUAAGGUGACUUUAGCUGAAGCUGCUGCGAAGAUCGACUCGUCGAAUCUCCAAGCUUUCCUCGUCGAAGCUUCGGAAUCGUAUGCGAGUCAGCCAGAGAUUCAGCUAAUGAGAUUUGCUGAUUACUUCGGGAGAGCUCUCUCUGGAGUCUCCUCAUCUCAUUUCCCGUGGGUGAAGACGUUCAAGGAGUCUCCUUUGUCUAAGCUUAUCGAUAUUCCUCUCUCUCAUAUCCCUGAAGCUGUUUAUAAGACAUCAGCGGAUUGGAUCAACCAACGGCCUAUCCAGGCACUUGGAUCGUUUGUAUUGUGGGCCUUGGAUUGCAUUCUUGCAGACUUGGCUGUACAGCAAGGAGGCGCCAAGGGUGGUAAGAAGGGCGCACAACAUGCUACUUCAAAGUCUCAGGUUGCGAUAUUUGUGACGGUGGCAAUGGUAUUGCGCAGGAAACCUGACGCUCUAACUAAUGUAUUGCCAACUUUGAGGGAGAAUCCCAAGUAUCAAGGACAGGAUAAGCUUCCAGUUACAGUUUGGAUGAUGGCUCAGGCCUCCCAAGGUGAUCUAUCCGUAGGCUUGUUGUCGUGGGCACACAACUUGUUACCGGUUGUCAGUAGCAAGAGUUGCAAUCCUCAGUCAAGAGAUCUCAUCCUUCAGUUGGUUGAGAGGAUCGUGUCCAACCCGAAGGCGCGGACCAUUCUUGUUAGCGGGGCUGUUAGGAAGGGGGAAAGAUUGAUUCCACCUCCUUCGUUUGAGAUCUUGAUGAGACUUGCAUUCCCAGCAUCAUCAGCAAGAGUGAAGGCUACAGAGAGGUUUGAGGCAAUAUAUCCCUUGUUGAAGGAUGUGUCUCUUGCUGGUGCUCCUGGGAGCAAGGCAAUGAAGCAAACCACUCAGCAAAUAUUCACUUUUGCUCUGAAAGCAGCCGGGGAAGGGAAUCCCGUAUUAGCCAAGGAAGCGGCUGCAGUCGCUAUCUGGGCCAUAACCCAAAAUGUUGACUGCUGCAAGCACUGGGAAAAUCUAUAUAGCGACAAUCUGGAAGCUAGUGUUACUAUUUUCAAAAAGCUCAUAGACGAGUGGAAGCAGCGUUCUGUCAAGCUGUCUCCUAGUGAAACCCUCACUUUCAACAAAACAAUGAAGAGCCUGAGGCUAAAGAACGAAGAAGCUCUUGCUGAGGGAGGAGCCAAUGGUGCAAGCCAGUCCCUUUACAAAGAUGCAGACAGAUGCUGCAAGGUGAUCUCCGGGAAACUCUCCAGUGGUAGUGGCUACUUCAAAGGUGUAGCUAUCGCUGCAGUUCUGGCUGCUGCAGGUGCUGCUGCUCUGUCUGCCAACCCCGAGGUUAUAGAGGAGCUGAAGAGCCAGGUGGAGUCAUUGGACCUCAGCAAAUUGACUGAGUCAGUAAUGACAGCUUUUAAGAACUAAAGUGAAAACAGGUGGGGGAGGGAGCGAUAAGCAAAGAGAAAGUAAUUCUCUAUUUAUCGUUCUAGGUGUAGAGAAAUGUUUGAAAAGCUCUGCCUUUUUUAUGCUCUCUGAUGACUUUGAAACCUGAGCAGAAGAAUUAGGAGGAGGAUAG
Messenger RNA from Brassica oleracea var. oleracea, 2101 nucleotides. RefSeq lists its product as uncharacterized. Gene Ontology annotation, cellular component: endoplasmic reticulum; Golgi apparatus. Bases 130 to 1950 code for a protein of 606 amino acids. NCBI's taxonomy places the organism in Eukaryota, Viridiplantae, Streptophyta, Magnoliopsida, Brassicales, Brassicaceae. The record is from RefSeq and is a predicted model, not a curated record. The transcript has 10 exons.